UAGACGGAGUAAUCCCAAGCAGGAACACACUGGGCUUCCACGAUGAGAGAGAUAGUGCAUGUUCAAGCCGGCCAGUGUGGUAACCAAAUCGGUGCUAAGUUUUGGGAAGUGAUCUCAGACGAACAUGGUAUAGACCCGUCAGGUUCAUUCAACGGCGACACGAAAGCACUACAACUAGAAAGAAUAAAUGUUUACUACAGUGAAGCAUCAGGUUACAAAUAUGUUCCCCGUGCAGUCCUUGUCGAUCUCGAACCUGGCACCAUGGACUCAGUACGAUCCGGUCCAUUUGGUGGGCUAUUCCGUCCAGAUAACUUCGUCUUCGGACAAAGUGGGGCUGGAAACAACUGGGCCAAGGGUCACUACACAGAGGGCGCUGAAUUAGUCGACUCAGUCCUCGAUGUCGUGCGAAAAGAAGCCGAGAGCUGCGACUGUCUUCAAGGAUUCCAGUUGACACACUCCCUAGGGGGUGGCACUGGGUCCGGCUUGGGCACACUCCUCAUCAGCAAGAUCCGUGAAGAAUACCCAGAUCGAAUCAUGAUGACAUUCUCGGUUGUACCAUCACCAAAGGUAUCAGACACCGUUGUCGAACCUUACAAUGCCACGCUGUCCAUUCAUCAACUGGUCGAGAACACCGACGAGACUUACUGCAUCGACAACGAGGCCCUCUAUGACAUCUGCUUCCGUACCUUGAAGCUCAGUACACCAACGUACGGCGACCUGAAUCACCUCGUCUCGGCCACAAUGUCAGGCGUCACAACAUCGCUCCGUUUCCCUGGACAGCUCAACGCCGAUCUCCGGAAACUUGCUGUCAAUAUGGUGCCAUUCCCACGUCUUCAUUUCUUCAUGCCAGGAUUUGCUCCACUCACUGCACGAGGAAGCCAGCAGUACAGUUCCCUCUCAGUUCCCGAGCUUACGCAGCAGAUGUUUGAUGCCAAGAACAUGAUGGCCGCCUGUGACCCACGACACGGACGGUACUUGACUGUCGCUUGCAUGUUCCGUGGCCGAAUGUCCAUGAAAGAAGUCGAUGAACAAAUGCUAGCAGUACAGAACAAGAACAGUAGUUAUUUUGUUGAGUGGAUCCCACACAAUGUGAAGACAUCUGUCUGCGACAUUCCACCGCGUGGUCUCAAGAUGUCUGCCACGUUUGUCGGGAACAGCACUGCCAUCCAAGAGCUAUUCAAGCGAAUUUCGGAGCAGUUUACUGCUAUGUUCCGUCGUAAGGCUUUCCUACAUUGGUACACGGGUGAGGGUAUGGACGAGAUGGAGUUUACGGAGGCGGAAUCUAACAUGAACGACUUAGUGUCGGAAUAUCAGCAGUACCAAGAUGCGACUAUCGAUGAGGAGGGAGAAUUUGCAGAAGAAGAGUUAGAUGAUGAGGAAUCAUAGAGCUGGGCAUAGAACACAGACUUUGUAUAAAAAGAUUUGGAUUGUAACGCCAAAUCUUAAGUUGAUGUCAUCUAGUAACUUCUGUUGUGGCCGAGUAUGCUGCUGCUAUGAUGUCGAACUGGUACCUGGCAGUGGGGGAGAUGAUUCAAAAUUGAAAACGUUUUCAAAUUUGUACCUUCUCCCUAACUGCCUGGUUCCAGGUUUGAUAUGCAAUGGAUCUGCCUAAAGGCCAAAUGUGUUGUUCACCUCCAAGCUUGGACUUGCAGUCAUAUCAUAGUCUGGGUUUGUCUUAUUCAAUAUUUAUAAGGGUUUUUUUUGUUCUUUUAUUUUACCGGGUAUUUGUCUGAACAACUCAAGGGCCUACCGAUAACAGAGGCAGAGGUGCAAUUCUGGGCCACGUUGGUUAGAUGAUGAUGAUGAUGAUGAAUAUAUAGUGAUUAGGCUCUGCUUUAGUUCAGGAUCUGACAUCCUGUAGAAAUUUUCGUUUGGAAGGUGCAAACCACAAGAGCAUUUUAUGAACACAUUCUUAAACAUUGUGGCUAUCAAGCGGCGGCUGAUGCAGAAUUUUGUAACCAAUGGAUCUGUCCAUCAGAUGAUCUCAUAUGGCUGCGUAUGGACUGUUUACAUGCAGCAUUUUUUCCUCAAUCCGUGUUUGCUCGUGACCGUGUGACCCCGCUUCUAGCAAAAUGGACCUUUGGUUGGCUUAGUAUUGGAUGCUUGCCCAUUGGUUGUAACAGGAAACAUGCUACGAAACUAAUGGAAACAAAGUAACAAGGGAACAUCCUAUGGAUACGUAGCCCAACAGUUCGACAAACAUUUCGUAUAUCACGCAUUGAUAUUUUUAGAUUGGUGUAUGUUUGUCACCGCAUACUCUUGCCAUAGCAAUGCUUAUCAAUUUGUGCACGACUCCUCAGUGGACGUGGAAUCUCUUGAAAUCUGCAUUUAAAAAUAUCAAGCAAUUCUACUUAGUUUAUAUCCUACCAUUUUGAUAAUUAAGAAACCCGUUGUUCUUGGUCAUGAGGGUCAUCACCUGGCGUUACCCACUGCACCAAAGUAGGUGGAAUGUGCUGCAUCACGUCUUGGUCAUGGUGGUCAUUACCCACUGCACCAAAGUAGGUGGAAUGUGCUGCAUCACGUCUUGGUCAUGAGGAUCAUUACCCACUGCACCAAAGUAGGUGGAAUGUGCUGCAUCACGUCUUGGUCAUGGGGGGGUCAUUACCCACUGCACCAAAGUAGGUGGAAUGUGCUGCAUCACGUCUUGGUCAUGGGGGUCAUAACCCACUGCACCGAAGUAGGUGGAAUGUGCUGCAUCACGUCUUGGUCAUGGGGGUCAUUACCCACUGCACCAAAGUAGGUGGAAUGUGCUGCAUCACGUCUUGGUCAUGAGGGUCAUUACCCACUGCACCAAAAGAGAUGGAAUGUGCUGCAUCACAGAUUCACGUGAUGGUGCAGGAGACCAUUGUGUCUUGAUAUAUAUACGUAUCUAGAUACCUGUCUAUUGUCAACCAACCAUUUGCAACAUGUGCUCAUCAGUUUGUAAUGAAUCACUGGCAAAUAGUCUUUUGAUUUAGUUGCUCGGUCUGUGAACGGAGCCGUUUCAUUGUCCCUACUGUAAAGUUGUCGUAUUGUGUCGAAAUGUGUGACAGCCCAUGCUUGUUGAAUGUAAAGAAUUAGAGGGAGACUAUGGGUAGAAGCCAGGUGGGCCAGCUUAAGUUACUCGAAGUGACCAAUAGGUGUCUCUGUUAUCUGGGCAUGGGACUAUUCAUACUUGCACAAGGAGUAUUGUCAUCCCCUUGCUCAAACCAGGCCCAGGGCUAGUGCCCUUAACAGGGCAUAUUGGUGAAUGGGAUACCAACAGUUUGGCUCCCAAGCUCUUGGCUGUAGUCCCCCUUUAAUGAAUCAACGAAAUUGCUACAUGUGAAUGUUGUAAAUCAAAGCAGCACUUGUAACCAAGAAUUUGCUCAUGUAAUCGAAGAUAAACUGUAAUGAUGUAAGUGGAAGGAAUGAUUUGAACAAUAGGAGGUUUGCAAGCUUACAUUCGACAUUUUUGAUAAUGACUGGAGGACGUCAUGACAUCAAGAUUGGUGACAACAAAAGGCGCGAGGUUGAAAAUGUUGUUGAUUUACCUUUUGAGUUCAGCCAGCACUUAAAUCUAUUAUUUAAGCAUCUUUUUGUUUUAUCAGCAAGCUAUCAUAUCCAUUGAUAAAUAAGUUAAAUUCGAACCGAAUCGUUUGAUUACAAAGGUAAAAGGUUUUGCUUUGAUCAGUAAUUGUAAAUUCACUUGUCAGGUAAGCGCUUUCAUGCUUAAAAAAUCCUUUAUAGUCGUUUUGAAAAAAACAUUGUAAUCCUAAAAGUAAUGUUGCUGGACCUCACUAGCAUGAUAUUGGUCAAUCAGCACGGUCCUCGAUGUAUCAUAAUCAUAUAGAAUGCUUUUCAUCAUAACUAUAACUAAAAAAAAAACAUUUUUUUUUGUUUUAGUUAUAGUUUGUUUGAAAUAUAUACACAUACAUUGUAUACCAGUACUAUCACUACAUGUAUAUCAUAGUCAUAUUCAUUUUCAAGAAUCAUCAAGAAUUAUUUAUUUGUUCUUGUCACGAUAUAUCAGCGAGCUUCACAUAACUAGACCUCAAGAAAUGAUCUGUACAAUUAGUGCAUACAUCUUAGCUCUAGUUGAUAUGAAGCAUGUAUCUGUCAUAUAAUCUUCAAAGAAUUUAUGUUCUUUAUUUGUAGGCCCUGAUUAAUAGCAUUUAGAUUGAAAAAAAUCCAUUUUAUAUUGUCUCAUUGUAACUUCUCUUUGCAUUUACAUGAGAAGUUGUCUCUCCAGGACUUCUUGUUCAUAUCUAAUAUAUGAAGUUACGAACUUGAUUUGUUGCAUUUACAAUUAGAUUAAACUUUGGUUAUCGAUUUUUUUUUUUUAAACAUGAAUGAAAACUUUUAAUUUCUCAAGGGUGUUGGAAGAAAUUAUUCAACUGUUAAAAAUGAUCUGUUAUAUGAUAUUUCAUCACUAGAAUUGUACAUGUAUAAUGCACAAUGGUAAAGAACCUCCCACUUUUGGCUUUGUCAGUCAUGUACUUGGGUCAGCAGUUGCUCAAUUAGUAGAUUGUGGAACCUAGUAUCAGUAACUGAUCAACAUACAGACGAGAGAAAUGUUAGUAGCACUUUUGUUAACUUGGAGACUCUUUGGUCUGGUGAAUUAUUAGAUUAUUACAGUAUUAUAAAUUGCAUGCAAAUUUGGUGCUCCCAUUUAACUAUGCUUUUACUUGCUCUUAUUCUAGGUGCUAUCAAAACAGAUAGGAUUUGAUCUGAUUUUGGUGCUAAAGUAAGUCAGAAAUCGUUUGAAUUGAUGACUCUGUGUAACAAUUUGUAUACAUGUAUUUAGAUUUCAGUUUUCUUAUGCAAUUACAGCUUGUUAAUCAGUGUGCAAUUUUGUACAGCCAUUAAGAAAGUAUUAUGAUUGAAUGAUUACAUACUGUUGAUACCAUUACGUUUGUUGGUUUAAUGCAAAUCUAAGUGACAGU
This is a messenger RNA of Lineus longissimus, 4904 nucleotides long. Its product is annotated as tubulin beta chain-like. Gene Ontology annotation, cellular component: microtubule; cytoplasm. The coding region runs from base 43 to 1386 and encodes 447 amino acids. Gene Ontology annotation, molecular function: structural constituent of cytoskeleton; GTP binding; GTPase activity. The transcript is spliced from 4 exons. Gene Ontology annotation, biological process: microtubule cytoskeleton organization; mitotic cell cycle. Lineage: Eukaryota; Metazoa; Nemertea; Pilidiophora; Heteronemertea; Lineidae. The record is from RefSeq and is a predicted model, not a curated record.